AUGAAGUUCAAUAUCCUCGCUGCCGUUACUGCCCUGAUCGCUGCCGCUGAGGCGUGCAAGUGCGGCGGCAACAUCGACGCCACCCGCGCCUGCUGCCGCAACGUCGGCGGUGUUCCCACCAGCAACGACUGCCCUGCCAACACCAUCAGCGAGCGCCUCAGCGGUUUCGCCAGCUGCUGCCGUGGCUUUGGUGUUCGUUCCGACUGCCGCUGCCCUGUCGGUUGCGCCAAGCAGGAGUUGGAGGCUGCCAGGAAGAAGGAGGGCCUGACCCCUCUGAAUGACUCCGAGAUCCUCGCUGCCCUCAGCAACUACGACGGCUAG
Molecule: messenger RNA, 321 nt
Organism: Colletotrichum karsti
Lineage: Eukaryota; Fungi; Ascomycota; Sordariomycetes; Glomerellales; Glomerellaceae
Exons: 1
Coding region: 1-321 (106 amino acids)
Source: RefSeq, a predicted model, not a curated record